GUUUUUACUGCAUUUUAAUGAUUAUGAUCAUAUAGAUUUAAUCUGACGUAUAGUUAGGAUGGUAUAAAUUAUUAAAGGAGACAUAUAUUGGUGGAAAUAUUUAAAACAUUACAAAGUAUGGCAUUAAAAUGCUAUUCGAUUAAUGAUAUUUUAAUAUUAAAGGAAACACUGUUUAUUUAGUAUUUCAAGAAGGAGGCUGAGGGAUUGAAAAU
Paramecium octaurelia is the source of this 212-nucleotide messenger RNA. The record is from the annotation of a GenBank genome assembly. Lineage: Eukaryota; Ciliophora; Oligohymenophorea; Peniculida; Parameciidae.